GAAUAUGUCAUCAUACUAUUUAUUUCGUGGACAUCAAUGACAAGUUGAAGUAAAUAUAAAAUUUGCGGAUUGCAGUUCUCUACAAUUUUUCGGAUCAUUGCAAUUUAUCCAGGUGCAAGUCAACAUUUAUAUUCAACUGACAAGAUUCGUCCGAUUUUAAGUCGAAAUCAAUCAUUAAAUGAACAUAUUGUGGAAAAAAUUCAUUUCGCCUCAACUCCAUACGGAAUUUUAAACUGUCCGUGAAUGUAUACCUCGAAUUUGUUAAAACGAUAACAAAAAUUGGCUGCUCUUCGUUAAUCCAUUUGCUUUGAAUCAUCAUGGAUGUUAUCAAUAAAUUCAAUAAAUUGUAUUACACGGUGACCAAUACGGUGUCUCAAAUUGCUAGCGUUUUACCAGGAAAUGCCGUCACGAAAGACUAUGAAGUUUGUGAACUAAUUGCAAGUGGUGGUCCAGGUCUUCUAUGGAAAAUCUAUUCCGGUCACAAAAAGUCUACCAGAGAAGAGGCAUCCGUUUUUGUGUUCGAGAAAAAGAUCCUAGACAAUUGGUCAAAGGAUGACCGGGAGAAUAUGCUAAACAUUCUGCGCCGUAGUAUCAUUCAGCUGACUAAGAUUCGACAUCCGCGAAUAUUAACCGUACACCAUCCGUUGGAAGAAAGUCGUGACAGUUUAGCCUUUGCAACCGAGCCGGUAUUCUGUAGCCUGGAGAAUAUCUUCGGCAAUUUAAACAACCUGACUCCGAUUCCGAAAAGUCUAUCGAAUUUCAAAUUGCACGACAUUGAGAUCAAGUAUGGGCUAAUGCAAAUCAUCGAUGGAAUGACGUUUCUCAACUAUGAAAUGAAGCUACUGCAUAAGAACAUAACGCCAGAUUCCGUAAUUGUCGAUAAAUUUGGCAAUUGGAAAAUAUUUGGUUUCGACUACUGUGCCAUAGGUCAAACCGGUGACGAUGGUAAUCAAACAUGGCCCUUUGUGCCAUUUAAUACCUUCGCUCAUGUGUUGUCACAGCCGAAAUUAGAAUUCAUAGCACCGGAAGUCAUUCAGUCGUCGGAAAAUUCACCGGCCAGCGAUAUUUAUUCACUGGCUUGUCUCAUCUACUGCAUCUAUUCCAUCAAUCACAGACCGAUGAAAACGUUUGGCAAAGAUGUUUCCACCUAUAAACGAUAUGCCGAAGACUUGAACAAAGGGGUUUAUCCAGAUUUGUCCUGCAUUCCAGAUUAUCUGUCUGGCUAUGUUAAAUUGAUGCUACGCGCUAAUCCUGCGACAAGGCCAAAUCUGUAUGACGUAUCCAAGUUACCGAUUUUCGAAGAGAAAACAAUCAACACUUUGCUUACUCUGGAUACAAUUUUCCAGUUGGAUAACUUGGAGAAAUCAAAGUUCUUUAAAACGUUACCGGAUAUGCUCAAAAAGUAUCCGCACCGAAUCAAUUUCCAGCACGUGCUACCCUGCCUAACGAAAGAAUUCACGAAUCCUCAAAUGAUUCCAUUUAUACUUCCCAGCAUAAUAUGCAUCGCUGAAAACUGUACCGACGAACAGUACGCCUUCAUUUACAGCAAACUGAAACCGGUUAUGAAAUUGGAAGAACCGAUCCAAAUCAUUUUAAUUUUAAUGAAAAACAUCGAUUUGCUGAUCAAAUUGACGCCCAGAGAAAAUAUCGAAACGGAUUUACUGCCGAUGCUGUUCAGGGCUAUGGAAACGCAGGUGGAUAAUUUGCAGAAACUUAGUUUGACGAUCUUUCCAACCGUUGGUCCGUUGGUCAGUAAAAAUACGAUCAAAACGGAAAUGAUACCGCGAGUUCGGAAACUAUGUUUGGCCAGUGACAGUACAACGAUGAACGUAUGCUGUGUACAGUGUGUGAGUAAAUUGCUGGACUGUUUGGACAAGUGGAUUGUGCUGGAUCAUGUACUGCCAUUUAUCAUCGAUAUAAAGUCGAGAGAUUCGGUUGUAGUCGCCGAGAUUAUGGACAUCUUAAAACUGAUACAUUCCAAUCCAAAGCUGGGCAUCACAAAGGACAUAUUGGCCUGCAAAGUCAUUCCAUUUUUAAUGCCCAUAUGCGUGGAAAAUAAACUCGAUCUGAAUCAAUUUGAGACGGCCAUAGCUAUGGUUAAGGAGAUGGUUGAUUUUGUCGAAACUGAGCAUCGAAACAAGCUGAAACUUUUGUCCAAAGACGAAUCAAGGGUGUCAUCACUGCAUAGUCGAUCGAAAGAACCGACUGUAUUAUCAAAUAAUGCCAUCAAACCGGAACCCACUAAAUCUCCAGAUUCCGAUCUCCUGACAAGUAUAUCAGCAGCACCGGUUAUUGCUCCACUUAAUCCCUAUAACUUCACGCCUAAGCCCCAAGUUCAGCCGUCAACGCAACCGUCAAUUAAUUUAGCAUUAAACUCAAUGAAUCAGCAAUUGAAUAUCAACAAUAAAUCGAUGCUCACCAAUACGAACACAUCAGCAUUCAGCAAACCAGCAGUAACGUACGCUUCAACUCCCAACUAUACAUUGAAUACGCAAUCGUAUGGACAAAUGCAGACAAAUCCGUCGCAGUCAUUGUUACCACAAGCUCCGAAAUAUCAAAACAACAGUCAGUCGUUAUUACAGCCGGUAAAUUCGAACAGAACGAAUAGUCAUCGGGAAGAAAAGCCUAAAGAACUGACGGCUCAAGAAAUUAUGGACUUUUUGAAUUGAAAGAUCAAGAUGAAAAAAUGAAAUUGUAAAUAAGUUAAUUUAUUAGUGGAAGAAAACGAAGGAGAAAAGAAACAGACUCGCAGGUUGACUCUAUCAUUAUUCGAGCACUUAGUACUUAGUACUGGUUUCAAAACUAGAAAAAAAGAAGAAGAGAAACUGGCAUCAAUUAUAUCAAACCGGCAAUUAAAUCG
Molecule: messenger RNA, 2860 nt
Organism: Bradysia coprophila
Lineage: Eukaryota; Metazoa; Arthropoda; Insecta; Diptera; Sciaridae
Product: SCY1-like protein 2
Biological process (GO): protein phosphorylation
Molecular function (GO): ATP binding; protein kinase activity
Source: RefSeq, a predicted model, not a curated record